Molecule: messenger RNA, 739 nt
Organism: Aspergillus ochraceoroseus IBT 24754
Lineage: Eukaryota; Fungi; Ascomycota; Eurotiomycetes; Eurotiales; Aspergillaceae
Product: glutathione peroxidase
Exons: 2
Coding region: 99-665 (188 amino acids)
Biological process (GO): response to oxidative stress
Molecular function (GO): glutathione peroxidase activity
Source: RefSeq, a predicted model, not a curated record
GCAUACAAAUCCUCCAACUACAUCAUCAUCACUCUCCCCCAAGAGACCCUCUCCAUCCCAUCACCCGGACUCUUUUCACAUCUUCUCAUACCAACACCAUGUCUUCCGCGACUACUUUUUACGACUUUGAGCCUUCUGACAAAAAGGGCAACGCCUUCCCUCUCACUGAUCUGAAGGGCAAGGUCGUCCUCGUUGUCAACACGGCCUCCAAAUGCGGCUUCACCCCUCAAUUCAAGGGCCUCGAGACCCUUUAUCAAUCCGUUAAAGCCAAGCACCCCGAAGACUUCCUCAUCCUCGGAUUCCCCUGCAACCAGUUCGGCAGCCAGGAUCCCGGCUCCAACGACGAGAUCCAGUCCUUCUGCCAGGUAAACUACGGUGUGACUUUCCCCAUGCUCGGCAAAACCGAUGUCAACGGUGACACGGCCAACCCGCUGUGGACCUGGAUGAAGGAGUCGCAGCCUGGUCUGCUCGGUCUGAAGCGCAUCAAGUGGAACUUUGAGAAGUUCUUGAUCUCUGCCGAGGGAAAGGUUGUCGGACGCUGGGCAAGUACAACUAAGCCCGAGUCGCUGGAGGCUACUAUUUUGAAAGAGAUCGAGAACGCCCAAAAGGCGGGGACUUUGGCCUCGGCUCAGGCUAAGGAGGGGGAAGCCGCGAAGUUGGCGUAAAUAAUCCCUGGGGACGUUUCGUUUUUUUUUAUCAUGAUACCAACUUUCUUUUUUUUCUUUUUUUUUUUUUUUUC